Messenger RNA from Achroia grisella, 1712 nucleotides. Its product is annotated as hydroxysteroid dehydrogenase-like protein 2. The coding region runs from base 184 to 1473 and encodes 429 amino acids. Lineage: Eukaryota; Metazoa; Arthropoda; Insecta; Lepidoptera; Pyralidae. The record is from RefSeq and is a predicted model, not a curated record. The transcript has 12 exons. Gene Ontology annotation, cellular component: mitochondrion.
AAUCAGUCACUCAAAUCAUUGUGCAUAAUUUACGGUUACACCGUUACACACGGUUGUAAUCGUUGAAUGUAUUAUAAAUAAUUAUCGCAACCUUUAUAAUUGAACAGUAAUAAAUAAACUUAAUUAGAAUUAAAUAAUCUGCCACUCUUAUCAGUCAAUACCGUGUUAUAACACUCACCAAACAUGAGUUUAGUGGCUAAUACGGGAAAACUAGCGGGACGUACGCUGUUUAUAACGGGCGCUUCUCGUGGUAUCGGUAAGGCGAUAGCUCUGAAAGCUGCACAAGAUGGAGCCAACGUUGUUAUUGCCGCUAAAACUGCUGAACCACAUCCAAAACUUCCAGGAACUAUUUACACAGCGGCUGAAGAGAUUGAAGCACUUGGAGGUAAAGCUCUACCAUGUAUUGUGGACGUAAGGGAUGAAAAACAGAUACAAAAUGCUAUUGAUGCUGCUGUUAAACAGUUUAAUGGUAUUGAUAUAUUAGUGAAUAAUGCAUCAGCUAUAACACUAACUGAUACUGAGCACACCGACAUGAAACGAUACGACCUGAUGCAUAAUAUUAACACUCGGGGCACCUUCUUAGCAUCAAAACUGUGUCUACCACAUCUGAAGAACAGCAACCAUGCUCACAUCCUAAAUCUAUCUCCUCCCCUUAAUUUAAACCCUUAUUGGUUUUCUCUUCACGUAGCAUACACAAUGGCCAAAUAUGGUAUGUCAAUGUGCGUGUUGGGAAUGGCGGAAGAAUUUAAGCAGUACAACGUCGGAGUAAAUGCUCUAUGGCCGCGCACAGCUAUUGCAACAGCUGCCAUCGACAUGCUGACAGGCGACACGUCGACCAGCCGGAAAGUCGACAUAGUGUCGGACGCGGCUUACUUUAUGCUAUGCAAAGAUCCGAAAAAUUACACAGGCAACUUCGCGAUCGAUGAUGACGUGGUCACCGAAGCCGGUGUGAAGAAUUUGGACCCCUAUGCAUGUGACCCCAAAAACGUGAAUAAUCUAUUAUUGGACGGAUUCCUUGAUGACCCGGUCGCGAAGUCCCAACACCGCGCGACCGUGUUCACUGUUGCAAGGCGACGUUACCAUACAUCCUCGGUUAACCACAAAGAAGAGAAGCCUGAAGCAAAAGCAACGUCAAGUGGCCAGAUUCCACAACUGUUUGAGUCCAUCAGUAAAAGUCUGUCAGCUGAUCUGGUGAAGAAGACACAGGCUAUCUAUCAGUUCAAUGUAAAGGGCAAAGAAGAAGGUGUGUGGCAUAUUGACUUGAAGAAUGGAGAUGGAUCGUGCGGACAGGGUGAACCCAAAAGUCCACCUGAUGCAACCCUAACGAUGGAAGGCGCGAACUUUGCGGAUAUGUUUGCUGGCAAAUUAAAACCAACAACAGCAUUCAUGAUGGGCAAGCUGAAGAUAGCCGGCGACAUCCAAAAAGCUAUGAAACUUGAGAAGAUGAUGAAGUCAUUGAAAAACAAAGUCUAACGUCUGUAUAUAGAGAAUACCAAAAUCAAACCCAAGUGCAAUAUAAAGAUAACUAAUAAAAAUAAUUAAUUCCGUUAUUAAUAAUUAAAUAAACCACGAAAAUGACAAACUCUAGUCGACCAUAAAUCAAAUUAAUAAAACCAGCAAUGUGUAAAAAAUAGAAUUAAACAAUAUAUGUUGCGCCCGGUGCAUUAUUUGCAUAUUUGAGGCUAUGAACACAUGCUGUUGCUAAUGAGACG